GCGGAGCUCGGGUUUCAAGAGGGGCCUCCACCUCCGAGAGUCCUGAAUGGACGUGGAGGUGGUGCAGAAAGAAAGGGGGGAAGAGGAGGCGGAGGAACAGGCGACGGAGACUUGGAGAGAAGACCAGGAGAAGACGUGUGGUUAGAGCUGCUGGGAGUAAAGUCACAUACACACAAUUGAAACCCCCUUUCGCUCGGCUUAUGGGGUCACGCCGGCUCGGGAUGUGCUCCACUGCUCCCGUACUGCCCGCCGCGGAAGGAGACGCCGAAUGACAGCCACGUCCAAGCCCCGCGCGCGCUAAUUAGGAAAACCUGUGGGCCAAUUAAUUAAAAGCGCGAGGACGAACGGAGCGGACGGAUUGGUGGAGGGACCCAGCGCACGAGAGCACUAGCUCCCCUGGUACGUGGGCAUCAUGAGUUGGAGCUUCCUGACGCGGUUACUGGACGAGAUCUCCAACCACUCGACAUUUGUGGGGAAGAUCUGGCUCACGGUGCUCAUCGUCUUCCGCAUCGUGCUGACGGCAGUGGGCGGAGAGACCAUCUACUACGAUGAGCAGAGCAAAUUUGUGUGUAACACGCAACAGCCUGGAUGCGAAAAUGUGUGUUACGACGCCUUCGCCCCACUAUCACAUGUGCGAUUCUGGAUCUUUCAGGUCAUCAUGAUCACCACUCCCACCAUCAUGUACCUGGGCUUUGCCAUGCACAAGAUCGCUCGCAUGGAUGACAGCGAGUACAGGGUGGUCCGCAACCGCAAGAGCAAACGCAUGCCCAUUGUGAGCCGUGGAGCUGUGAGGGACUACGAGGAGGCUGAGGACAACGGAGAGGAGGAUCCUAUGAUCGCCGAGGAGAUCGAGCCCGAGAAGCCAGAGAAGCCCGACAAAGGCUCUGAGAAGAAGCACGACGGGCGGCGGCGGAUCCUGCGUGAUGGUCUCAUGAAGGUGUACGUGUGCCAGCUGCUGUGGCGCUCUGCCUUCGAGGUGGCCUUCCUGUUUGGACAGUAUGUCCUUUAUGGCUUUGAAGUCAUCCCAUCCUAUGUGUGCACGCGCUCGCCCUGCCCACACACGGUGGACUGCUUUGUGUCUCGCCCCACGGAGAAAACCAUCUUCCUGCUCAUCAUGUACGUGGUGUCCUUCCUGUGUCUGCUGCUCACUGUGCUGGAGAUCCUUCACCUGGGCAUUGGGGGCAUUAGAGAUUCUUUCCGCCGUCGCGCGGCUCAUAACCCUCGCCCCCGACCUCCCCUGUCCGGGCCAGCCAUACCCACUGCCCCGCCUGGCUACAAUGCCACCAUGAAGAAGGAGAAGCUCAAGAGACAGCUUAGAGACUCUCCUAUGGGCGACUCUGGGCGGGAGAGCUUCGGGGACGAGGGCCCCUCCUCCUCUGAGCUGGAGCGCCUCAGGAGGCACCUGAAGCUGGCCCAGCAACACCUGGACCUGGCCUACCAGGUGGACGAGGGCAGCCCGUCCCGGAGCAGCAGCCCGGAGGUCAACACGGCCGCUCAGACCGCAGCUGAGCAAAACAGGCUCAACUUUGCCCAAGAGAAGCACGGGGAGACCAGCGGGAAAGGAAUCCAUGCCUGAGCGUGCUUCCUGCUUGUGUGUCGUCCGCUCGCCCGGCCCUCUCCACGGCUCAGCGCGGCACAGGAAGCACAUAUGGGAAUGCAGUCAGACCACUGAGACUGGAGACCAAAGUGUGUGAAAGCAGUGUGCAAGUGUGCAUAUAUGUGUGUGUUUGUAUGUGAGGAGGAACGUGCCUUUCAGUAUUCCAGGGCCAUGAGCAGGCCCACAGAUCAUCUCCAGACUUGAAAGCCUGCCACAUCUCCAGUCUGUGCUUGCAGACGCUCCAGACCUUCUUUGUCCACUCAGUACUCGUGUUUCUCCAGGACCCAUCAGGAUUACCCACCAUGUUUCCUCUGUGACACUGCCCUCUUUGUGGAGAAGCAAGCAGACGCAUUUUUACGGCGGCUUUUGUGUUAGAUUUUUUUUUCUUAAUUUAAAAUCCACUUGUCAAAAAAGAAACAAAAAUCUUUGAUAGAUUUUGAAGCCUGUAUCCAAUCGGCCAAAAAAAUGUUUACCUGGGAAAUGCUUGAAUUCUUUAUAUCGACCGGAAAUGUUCCAAGAAAUUUCCAAGAUUUGUUUCUGUUUUAGUACAAUAAUGUUUAAUGCCUGAUUUAUUAUUUUGUUUUACUUUACCGUCAUGGACCAAAUGUGUAGAUGCUCCUAGAUCUGCCGAAGGAAUUCCUUUUUGUUAAUAUUCACGUGAGCAGUUUCCAUUUCCCAUGUUGUGCCAUUUCAUAUGAGGAAAUGAUUUUGCCUUUUAGUUGAACCAGCUGUAAACAUCGGUCUUCUGUGCAACUGUCAGAAUUCCUCCCACUUGAGCGGACAUUUCGGGGUGAGCCAUAUUUUCCAGCGCAUGGAGGAGACGGGGGAGGACAGAGGAGCACACAGCCUGGUGCCAGUGUGUCAAAGUCGGGCACUUGUCGGGGACUCGCUGAUGCCACGGAGCUGUACCAUGCUGUAGUUAUGUAAUCAUCUCAUUCCACUUUGUUUUUUUUUUUACUUAGUGUAAGGUACGACGUCGCGUUUUGACUCUUGAUCUGUUUUCUAUGGCAAAUUUUGUAGUUUUUGUAACUGUAGAGAUUAUUUUUCUUCAGAGUUAAUAAAUAUAUUUGAACAUGAUAA
Messenger RNA from Periophthalmus magnuspinnatus, 2677 nucleotides. RefSeq names its product gap junction gamma-1 protein-like. The transcript has 5 exons. NCBI's taxonomy places the organism in Eukaryota, Metazoa, Chordata, Actinopteri, Gobiiformes, Gobiidae. The coding region runs from base 413 to 1576 and encodes 387 amino acids. Gene Ontology annotation, cellular component: connexin complex. Gene Ontology annotation, biological process: cell communication. The record is from RefSeq and is a predicted model, not a curated record.